Messenger RNA from Eutrema salsugineum, 1563 nucleotides. RefSeq lists its product as uncharacterized. The record is from RefSeq and is a predicted model, not a curated record. Bases 1 to 1563 code for a protein of 520 amino acids. The transcript is spliced from 4 exons. Lineage: Eukaryota; Viridiplantae; Streptophyta; Magnoliopsida; Brassicales; Brassicaceae.
AUGAAGCGCCUAUCUAAGGGCGAAGCCGACCGUCGCUCUCCCUCCGACGACGAGGAAGAACCGGUGGUGAUCCCUGCUUUUGACAACUCUGCUUUAAUAGCAAGAUUUCGCCUCACUCUCAUUGGAAGAUCUUUCCAUACCGGUGGUCGAAGCACUGAAGCUCUGCUUGCUUUCAUGCCAAGAUCCGGUAUCGCUGGUCGUUGGACUUUUGCUCUUGAACGAUGGGAGCCAAAUAUCCGGGAUGACUUCCCGAGCUCUGUAACUUUUUGGAUAACCGUACACAGCAUUCCUCUCCACUUUUGGGUGGAAGACGCCUUUAGGAGAAUCGGCGAAGCUCUAGGAACUGUUACGGUGGUGGAUGCCGAAGAAGGUCGAGUCUCUGUAGUGGUUAAUGUCGCUCGACCUCUGCGCUUCAAGAAGAAAGUUCGCUUUGACUCCGGUGAUGAAGUCACCGUCUCUCUGGAAUAUGAGCGUCUGUACCGCUUUUGCUUGCACUGUAGAAUGAUCUCCCAAGAGGUGAUGUCAUGCCCUCUCCUCACUGAAGCUGACCGUCGAAGACUUAGAGAGGAGAGACUCUCGCUACAUCCUCUAGAUCCCGCUCGUUCUAACCGGAAUGUGUCUGAAGCUGACCGUUGCCGCCCUCCCUCUUGCAGAGAUGAAGACCAGAACAGAUCUGGAAGAGGCUCAUCUCACCUCGGGAACUCCAGCCGCCACCUUGAAGGUCGUGCCUCUGCUCCAAGCAAGGAUGUUACUUCUCCCUCUCGUGCUCUCCACUCAAAAAAAGACUCUGUCUGGAAGCGUAUUGGCGGAGAUCCGGCCUCAAAUCCUCCCCGUAUCCGGGAGCAAUCCAUCCAGUCAUCAUCAGACUCCAGAAAGCAACGCCCAAAUGAUGUUGUUAUGUCAAGUCGGGAGCACCUCCGCGGCUCGCAGAGGAGUGGUCACUCUCGCGAUCAAGCCCAAUACCGCAGGAAAUCCACCUCUGCUCAGCUCCAGCGCUCCCCACCUCGUACUGAUCCGAGUUUCAAGCAAUGGGGUAGCUCACAUCCUCCUCGCCACCGCUCGAGUAACGAACCAUCUUCUUCUCCACCCCCACCAGUGAGAAAUUCGGUUCCAAAUGACAAAGGAAAAGGAAAAGCGAUCGCAGAGGAGGAAGACGAGGAUGCCAACAGUGAUGCUGGCUCUGGUGUGGUACAUUCUCCGCCAUUUGACGAGAUAAUCCCCGAUGUGGAGGAACCGUUUAAGGGGCCUUUAACCCCUGUUCCGGAAACUGAUGAUGGUGGUAGUUUUCUCGGAAAUGACUCUGUUCCCACCGACUGGGAAGAUCGAGCUGAAGGCAUGGAGGAGGAUACCAAGCUUACCGAAGACGAUCUCAGGCUUUUAGAGGAAUGCGAGAAAGCGAUGAUGCUCGAAAGUCUCAUGGAGGAGGACGAUCUACUCGGUGAAGACUUUGCUGCAAAGGGGAGAUUGAGGAAAGCUUGGAGCGCACGCUUUCUGAGGUUGCGAUCCCGAAAAGCUCAAGUGUGGCUCCUGCGAUCUCUCAGUCCCCGACUAGCAAACGGGUGA